This is a messenger RNA of Scomber scombrus (Atlantic mackerel), 855 nucleotides long. RefSeq names its product NK6 homeobox 2 (gene nkx6-2). The transcript has 3 exons. The coding region runs from base 1 to 855 and encodes 284 amino acids. NCBI's taxonomy places the organism in Eukaryota, Metazoa, Chordata, Actinopteri, Scombriformes, Scombridae. Gene Ontology annotation, cellular component: nucleus. The record is from RefSeq and is a predicted model, not a curated record. Gene Ontology annotation, biological process: cell differentiation; regulation of transcription by RNA polymerase II. Gene Ontology annotation, molecular function: RNA polymerase II cis-regulatory region sequence-specific DNA binding; DNA-binding transcription factor activity, RNA polymerase II-specific.
AUGUUAGCUGUCGGGCAGAUGGAGGCUAACCGGCAGAGUGCUUUCGUCCUGGGCAGCACCCCGCUGGCGGCGUUGCACAACAUGACCGAGAUGAAGACGUCCCUGUUCCCGUACACGCUGCAGCAGGGCCCGGCGGGCUUCAAGGCGCCUCACCUCUCCAGCCUCAACUCUCAUUUAGCCGGAGCGACCCCGCACGGAAUAAGCGAUAUCUUGGGCAGACCCAUCACCGCGGCCGGGCAGCUGCUCUCCGGCUUCCCCAGGAUAAACGGCCUGGCUACCACCGCAGCCGCAGCCGCAGCAGCGGGGAUGUACUUCAGCCCGGCAGUGUCGCGGUACCCGAAGCCCCUGGCUGAGUUGCCGGGGAGGGCGCCCAUCUUCUGGCCCGGGGUGAUGCAGGGUUCUCCCUGGAGGGACCCGCGACUUCAUUGUCCUUCUCAAGCUAGCUUAAUGAUGGACAAGGACGGCAAGAAGAAACACUCCAGACCCACUUUUUCAGGACAGCAGAUUUUUGCGUUGGAAAAAACUUUCGAGCAGACGAAAUACCUGGCCGGCCCAGAGAGAGCCCGCCUGGCUUAUUCUUUAGGAAUGACCGAGAGUCAAGUCAAGGUUUGGUUUCAGAACAGAAGAACCAAGUGGAGGAAGAGACACGCAGCAGAGAUGGCCACGGCCAAGAAGAAGCACGACUCUGAGACGGAGAAGAUGAAGGAGAGCUCGGACAACGAGGACGACGACGAGUACAACAAACCACUGGACCCAAAUUCAGACGACGAGAAAAUCACGAGACUGUUGAAAAAGCACAAGGCCACCAACCUGGCGCUGAUCAGCCCCUGCAGUAACAGCUCGGACACCUUGUGA